AUGAUUUCCAAGGAAUGCGAAAAUAUCAAAGAUGAAUUGUAUCUUCCGAAUGCAUCAUCUCAGGGUUCUUCUGCUCUUCGACCAAAUAGUCUGAAUCUUCCAAUUGGAGUAGAAUCAAGAACUCAAGCCCCAACUCCCAUACCUACACCUUCUCUAGGUGAUAUCAAUCCAAUUCUUCUUACUCCCGAAUUCGAAAGAAUCUUGCAGCACCUUAAAGCUUCGCCUCAGACCCCUGGAUCUUUUCUUAACCCAAAAUUCGUAUCAGAAGAGCAAGAAAAGUUCGCUAACGUUUUCACUCAAAAACUCAAUGAAUUUAAGGAUCAAGCUUGCUUUGCGACACUUGCAACCAACUCGGGCCAUCCUAAUGUUAUAAUGAAUCCUACUAACCAGAUGGCAUCUAGUGCCUCUGAACUUGGACCCCAGCAGUUUAUCGACAUAUCAAACCUAGCAGGGAUUAUUCAGAAGUCGGUUCAACAGUCCCAAGAACAAUAUACGCAGCAUUCCUUUAUAUUGCUCUCCCCCACUGGCGUCGACCCCAGGAGCUUGUCGGGCCAUUCUGCCUCUCAGACAUUUUUUAAUCAGCUAGCUACCGACAAUUCUGUUAAUACGCUUGUGCUGGGGACGCAAGGUUCCUCUGUCACAGGGUCUUUGGCUCUCGCCAUCCCCCAGCAGGCGACCUUCAAGCAAGACAAUAACACAUUACAAAUGCCUGUUAGCUUUUCCAUCAGUAUGCCAACACAAGGCCAAGCUCAGACAGUGCCAACAGCUCAAACGUUUAUUCCUCUAAAAUCAACUAAUAGAAGCAAUGCUGAUGCCGCCCUUGGAAACAUAUCAAACUCUCCCAGCAUGAGCGCUUCAGUUCGGCCUUGUUCCGAAGCUUCUGAUCCCUCUACUCAUCUCUUUAGUGAUUGUGGCCAGACCUCAGAGCCUGCAUCGUUGGAUGUCAACACUAGGAUUUCCUCCGAUGUUUUCGACUCCCGGAGACCUAUUCGCUGCUCUUCCGCCUCAUCAGAAUCUUCAUCUUCGCACCCCCUCACAGAGUCUUCGAAGCUGGAUUCUUCGCGGCUUAGUGAUUUAUCAUCUAAUUCUCGCAUCGAUCCUAACGAACAAUCGAAACUUCGUCUCGAACGCAAGAGAGCUCGCAAUAGAGACGCAGCACGUAAGUGUCGUGAGCGUAAGAUACGUCUUAUUCGGACCCUCGAAAAGGAUGUAGCCCAACUCACAGAAGAAAAUAAAAGGCUAAAGAAUAAAUUAACCCAGAGUCGGAACGAAGUUGAACGUUUAAAGCUCUUUGUUAUUAACCAUCUGGAAAAAGGAUGUCCUAUCGUUAUCAGUUGA
Molecule: messenger RNA, 1338 nt
Organism: Protopolystoma xenopodis
Lineage: Eukaryota; Metazoa; Platyhelminthes; Monogenea; Polystomatidea; Polystomatidae
Source: the annotation of a GenBank genome assembly